Messenger RNA from Magallana angulata, 11542 nucleotides. RefSeq names its product deleted in malignant brain tumors 1 protein-like. The record is from RefSeq and is a predicted model, not a curated record. The coding region runs from base 681 to 10376 and encodes 3231 amino acids. Gene Ontology annotation, molecular function: protein binding. Lineage: Eukaryota; Metazoa; Mollusca; Bivalvia; Ostreida; Ostreidae. The transcript is spliced from 36 exons. Gene Ontology annotation, cellular component: membrane.
UGUAUAAAAAUGGUAGUUUGCAUAAGUUGAUACUGUUUGCCUUCCAUAGAGCCAAUAUGCGCUUGUUUCAUAUACAAGUAGAACGCUACAAUACAUUAUACAUUUACUAUUUAAUGAUAUCAGUAAUGAAAGAAACAAGCGCAUAUGCUACAGUCUCUUUAAAAUAUUGGACAUUUUACGCGAUUUUCCUACACAUGAAAAUAAGAAUUGCAUUACUACUUAUUAAUAAUCGUAACCAUGUUUCAUAACUAUAAUUGUAUAUUUGUCAUUUUCUCAUACAUUCUAACACCUGUAAAAGAUGGGUCAAAGUAAUUGACCAGGGGUAAUCCUAAUACCCAGAAUGUGAUAGAUGUCAGUUCUGAACGAACAAGUUAAACGGGUUAACAUUGACAUUAACGCUGGUCAAGGGACGGAAUAACACGCAGCCUGGUGACUUGGCGAAAUAGUAUUUUACCUGUGUCAGAUCCGAUAUAAAUGAUAUCAUCUGAUUAAAAGUGAAAAACAGCGGAUCCUCAGGUGAAAAGCUCUGUAUAACUGUAUUGGCCGUACCUACCUGCAACCAAGCGUAACACAGCGACUACUAUAGCCUCCAGAAUGGUUAUGGUGGGUGUCGUGUGCUUAAGUGAUGACUAGAGUUCUUGGAUUUUACGUCUGAAAGUCAACUUCUCUUAUCGUCUGUCAUGGCCCCAGCCUAUGAUAAUUAUGGACGAUUAUCGAUAUUUCUUCUCUUCUUGUUGUGUCCACAUGUAUUCUGUGAAUCUGAGCCAGUGAGCAAUACUUUAAAACCAGAUGACUCUCAAUGCGAGCAAAUCAAACAACCCGAGUGUCUUGGUAUUUUCCCCUCUAACUUAACACAAUUCCCUAAUGAUGAAUUAGACUUUGAGACUCAAGAGGAAGCGGGAUUACAGUUUCAUUCCUUUACACCUUUACUUCAAACUCGAUGCAGUCCCUAUCUUCUGCCUUUCUUGUGCGGUGCUCUGUACCCCCUAUGUGUCAAUGGCGCAACUGUUCCAAUAUGUCCGUACCUUUGCGCAAUGGCCCGACACGGGUGCGCUCAGAAUAUGGUUAGAUUUGGUUUGGAUUGGAAAAAGUCUGUACAAUGCCUCGACCUUGACUUUGAAGAACACGACGAGUGUCUAGGGGUCAAUGGUAUAGAGGAUGUAGGGUUGUUUAUAAGAUUAAAAGUUGGCCAAACCUUAUCGAAAUCCAAAGGACGUGUAGAGAUCUCAAAGGACAAUGUCACGUGGGGCACGGUGUGCGACGACUUCUGGGACAAUGACGCAGCAACUGUCGUCUGCAGACAAAUGGGGUUCCGAUGGGGAAUAGGGUACUCCCUAGCCCACUAUGGACCAGGUGACUCUGGCCAGCCCAUCUAUCUGGACGAGGUGGUGUGUGACGGCGAUGAAAAGUCCUUGCUAGAGUGUAAUUCAAAUACCUGGGGGACCCACAACUGUAAUCACCAGGAGGACGCAAGUGUCUCAUGUUAUAAUGUAACAGCAAGAUUAAAUCAUGCAUCAGACCAAGAUAAUGUGGGAACAGUGGAAAUCAGUGGUAUAAAGGGCUGGUCCCAGGUGUGUGAUGAAGGCUGGGAUGAAACGGAUGCCACCGUCCUGUGUAAGGAGCUGGGCUUUGUCCAUGGAUAUGCCAUCACUAAUGCUGACAUUACUAAGGGAGAUUUGUCAACCUUCACGGAUGCUUUCUGGAAAUUUAAUUGUACUGGAAAUGAAACCACCCUAGCUAACUGCACAAAAGCGGACCAUUGGCAGGGUCAUUGUACAAAUGGAAAUCUAGCAGCUGCAGUCUGUCAUAAAAAACAUAAGGAUAAAGUCAAUAAUACCAUUGAACUACGAAUGAUAAAUGCAGAGAAUGGCAACAAGAAGUGGGGUCGGUUAGAAAUCCUCUACCAAGAGGUGUGGGGACACAUCUGUGAUCGCACCUGGACGGACCAAGCGGCGGAUGUGGCCUGCAGACAGCUGGGCUACAAGGGGGGCAUAGCGUACGGAACUUAUAACACGCCCAGUAAAGUCGCCUGGAUCUCUAGUCUUAAUUGUACAGGGAAAGAAAUCAGAAUAGAGAACUGCCCCACUGGGUCCAGGAAACUGUGGGAGCCCAACUUUGGCUGUACUGCUGCCUCUGUGCUCUGUUAUGAUAAGUCAGCACCAGCUAUCUCUAUUAGUGGAGGGGGGAGUCAGGGGCGUGUAGAGAUCACUUAUGACGGGGAGACAGGCUCAAUCUGCAACACCUACUGGUCAAAGUAUGACGCCCGUGUCCUGUGCAAGUCCAAGGGCUAUGUGGAUGGAGAGGUACUGAACCCCUCCCCCUCAGACGGGAAAGUGUUCCUAAGCAAGAUGCGGUGUGAUGGCACUGAGAAUUCCAUCUUUAGAUGUAACAAUUCGGGCUGGGACGUGUACGAGACCACGACCUGUGGGGGCCAUGCUACAGUCAUGUGUUAUAAAAACAUCAGAUUGUCCAGCAGUUUAAACACAAGGACCCAUGGAAUUGUAGAAAUCCUUCUUCACAACACCUGGUAUGCACUGUGUGGGGCAGGAUUCAAUGACAUCAAUGCCAGGGUGGUUUGCAAGGAGAUUGGGGGGUUCACCAACGGCACAAAGCUUCCCGUCGGAGCGUUUGGGAAAUACUACGGACAGACCACCAUGCCAGACCUGAUCUGUAAAGGGAACGAAACAACGGUGAUGGAUUGUAACUUUGAUCCUCUCAAAAGUUGUAGUAACCAGCAUUAUGGCUACGCUUCUGUCAGCUGUUAUAAUGGGAGUGCAGAAGAAGAUCAGUUCAGUUUAAGAGAUAAUAAAUACGGUGUUGUACAGUUAAGAAGGUAUGGAAUUAUUGGAGAAUUCUGUGAUUCUUUUUGGACUGACAAGAACUCUGACGUUCUCUGUCGCCAGCUGGGAUUCGGAGGUGGAAAGGCAGCUUUUUACAGUCGAAUCAACAAAAAACAAAUAACCGCUCCUUAUCUAGGAAGUUUUGAUUGCAAUGGGACAGAGAAAAGCCUGUCGCAAUGCACAGAGAGAGAUCCAUUUAUCUGUUAUUCCUCUCUGGCUGCAGGAGCAGUUUGUUACCUUUAUCAAGCUCCUCAAGUAAAGUUACAAGAUGGCGGAGUGAACUUUGGUCGUGUUGUGAUAUCGGUUGACAAUGAAGAGAGCACGGUGUGUGACACGACUUGGUCUCAGUCGGAGGCGAGUGUGGUCUGUAAGGAACUGGGAUUUGUCAGCGGAGAAAGCUACAAUGUGCCUCCAGGGACUGGGGAUGUGAAGCUGUCCAAUGUGUGGUGUACUGGGCUGGAGAAGUCUUUACUGGACUGUGACAGCCUGGGCUGGGGGAGGGUCACCAGCUCCAACUGUCUCAACCACCAGAACGAUGUCGGAGUCUACUGCUUCCAGAACGUUCGCGUCGUUGGCGGUGUUAAGAAUUCAUACUUUAUGACGGGUCGUGUGGAGGUACGUCAGGAAGCGACGGGACAGGACUGGCGGACGGUGUGUGCGGACGGAAUAAACCAGGCGGAGGCCAACGUGAUCUGUCGUGAGGUGCACUACGACCGGGCCAUCAUGCUGGCCCCGAGUUUCUUUGGUUCUCUGACGAUCAGUCAAGUCAGUAAAUACAUAGCAGACAUUAAAUGUAAGGGAAAUGAAACCAGCAUUACAGACUGUGCAAUAACCACAGAGUUGGAGGGAAAAUGCAGCAUUGCUCACUAUAACUAUGCCAGUGUCCUCUGUGUGAAGAACAGCGACAAAGAUCAAUCAUUUACAGUAAAGCUUUCUCAGAAAUACCACGGUGCUGUGAUGAUUAAUCAGUUUGGUCAAGAUGGGACAGUUUGUGUGGAUGGCUGGGAUGAGAGAGAGGCUAAUGUCACUUGCCGUCAGUUUGGAUAUCGCGGAGGUGUGGUUCUGGGUCCACAGGAAGUGUUCACACGUCGACAACCUGUCUGGUUCUCAGAGUUUAACUGCACUGGAGAGGAGAGUAAGCUACAGGACUGUCCCAGGACUACCAAAGUCUCCCUCCAAUGUGUGCGGUCCAUCAAAGACGCUGGAGUUCUUUGUUAUAAUAGUACAGGAGUGCAGGUCAGACUAAAUGGUCCAAAAGAUUACUUUGGAACUGUAGAAGUUGUCAAAGAUGGGCAGGUGGGAACUGUUUGUGAUUAUGACUGGACAAAGAAUGAUGCCAGGGUGUUGUGUCGGGAGCUGAACUUCCCAGAUGGACGGCCAUAUAAGCGGUCUUUUUAUGGAGCAGGCAAGGGGUCGGUGGUCCUGUCUGGGUUUUUCUGUGAUGGCAAGGAGGACAGACUGUUGGACUGCUCCAGUAGGGGCUGGUACAAUGUGCAGAGUUACUGUAACAGCCAUCAGAAUGACGCCAGUGUAUACUGCUAUAGGAGAGUGAGCAUGUCCCUGGAGGGUGAGAACUACGGUGCCCUGCGUGUCUGGAUGGACGACGUUGGCUCCUACAGUCUGGUCUGUGCUGACGGUUUCACUGACGUAGAGGCCACCACAGCCUGCAUGGAUAUGGGUUACGUCUACGGAAAGAGCAUCUGCUGUUCAGCAUUCGGUGACGUGGAAGGCAAGAUUUGGAAAACGAAUAUGAACUGUCAGCCAGGAGACCAGCACCUUGCCAGCUGUAGUUCCACGGACGGUGUGAACAGAUGUUUUAGUCAACAGUACGCAUCUGUUGUCUGCUCCAACAAAGAACCUCCACUAGGUUACAAACUGGAGUUGGAGAAUGGUCACUAUGGUCACGUUAAAGUGACCUACUUUAACCAGACAGGGUACAUCUGUAUGGAUGGAUUCGACGCAGCGGACGCCAAUGUUAUUUGUAAACAGAUCGGAUACCUAGGAGGUUUUGCGUACACCAAUCAGUACAAGCGUUACUGGAGCAGUAAGGUGACGGAACUCCGAUGGCUGAGCAAUCUGACCUGUACAGGAAACGAGGAUCGUAUUGAUGAAUGUGAUGACUUGAGCACAAAAUGGGGACGUAUUGAGAACUGCUCCAUCUAUGGCUUUGCUGCAGCAUUCUGUUAUACAGAAAGUGAGAAAAAAGGACCCCAGAUAAGAAUUGUUGGGGACAAAAAUGAAGGUACAGUGGAGGUUUUCAUCAAUGGCACUUGGGGCUCAAUCUGUCAGCGCAGCAUCUCGAACAAGGAAGCAGAUGUCAUCUGUCGCCAGUUGAACUACACAUACGGAACACACAGCAGCAAUACAAAUGUUUCAAAAAGUACAGGCCCAGUUCUGAUUGAUCAUAUGGUGUGUCAAGGGAAGGAGGAUAAUAUUUUUGACUGUCAGAUCUCCAUCAAUACCGAUCCCCAUUCUGCAUCCUCAUGUAAUCAGCAUAGAUAUGAUAUGGUCGUGAAAUGCUAUUCCAAUGUUCGACUCAUAGCUGCAGAUGUUGAUAACUAUGGAAAGUUGCAGGUUCACAACAACUCAGGGUGGUACUCUGUGUGUGAUACUAACUUUGAUGAUGUGGAUGCUAGGGUGGCGUGUAAAACCUUGGGCUACAAGGACGGUCGCGCCCAGCCCGGGUCAGCCCUGGGAACUUUCAUAUCAAAAAUUACUUCUAGCAUUGGAAUUACGGAUGUGAACUGCACAGGAAAUGAGGCUAUGUUUAGAUAUUGUCAAAUGAGUCAUGGAAAAUGUCAGUCAGGCCAUUAUGUCACCCUGGCGUGUACUCAAAAAGACAUCGAUACAUACAAGGUUGAAUUGGACAGGGCAUCUACAAGUCGCUUUGUUGGGGAAGUUUCUGUUUUGCUGUAUGAUGUGAAGGGAUCCAUUUGUGACGACACGUGGAAUGAUGCCGCUGCUCAGGUUGUGUGUCGAGAAAUGGGAUUUGUGUCAGGAAAUGCUACACGUGGAACUGUGCCUAAAAGAUAUCCCAUCCUUGCAAGUGGUGUCAACUGUACGGGGAAUGAAAAAUCCUUGAGUGAAUGUCAAAUGAAACCAUUUAAUGAGACAAACAACUGUCGAGAUAGCUCUUCAAGAGCAGCUUUCAUUUGCUCCAAGAAAAAGGAGGGGGUGAGAUUCCGCAUUGGCAAUGACUACCAGGGCUCCGGUCGGGCCGAGGUGUACAUGAAUGGACAGUGGGGUACUAUAUGUAACAUUUACUGGGAGGAUGUGGACGCCAGCACCUUCUGUCGACAGCUGCCAGACUACGUGGGGGGAUUUGAAGCCAGUCCUGCAGUUGUAGGAGAACCAAACCAGCCUAUUUGGAUGUCUCGAGUGGAGUGUAGGGGUAAAGAGAAGAGCUUCCUGGAUUGUGAAGUCUCUUGGGAUCCAUUGCACACUAGGAGGUGUUUCCAUAACAAUGAUGCUGGGGUCAUGUGCUUCAAGUCUGUCCGAUUGAUGAGAGGAAAUUAUCGCAAUAAUGGUAUAGUGGAAGUGUAUGUGAAUGGACAGUGGGGAACAAUUUGCUCCUCUGGAUUUGGACAAAAAGAAGCAGAUGUCACCUGUAGAAUUCUUGGAUAUCAGCGAGGCAUUCCUCUCUGCUGCUCGCCUUAUGGAUUUAGCUUCAAAAAUCCCAUAAUGAGCUCCUUCAAGUGUAACGGUGACGAGCGACACCUGACGGACUGUCAGAGCACCCCCGCUAUCGGUCUCAACACCUGUGUCUCACAGGAUUAUGCCUCGGUGGCCUGCUACAAUGAAUCCGCAACAACUAAGGAGUACUCCAUUUCCCUGCCCGCGGACACUCCAUACACAGGACAGGUAAAUCUGACCUACCUGGGCAAUGAGGGUCGGAUCUGUAACGACGGCUGGACCGAUGUGGAGGCUGGGGUGGCCUGCAGGGAGCUGGGGUUCUCCAAGGGGUUCGCCUACACCCACUACAAGAGUGAGGUAGACUCCACCGGCCCAUACUGGUCCUCUCAGUUCAACUGUACAGGAAACGAGACCAGGCUGGACAAAUGUCAACAUGUGGGAUUUGGGAAUGUGACACAGUGUAAAUCCAAGCAUUAUGCUGGAGUUCUCUGUGUGGAGAGUGGUGGCAUAAGCUACAGAAUGGAAGGUGGCAAUUUCCGAUAUGGACGUGUGGAGGUUAACAUACAUGACAAAUGGGGCACAAUCUGUGAUCGCUACUGGGACCAGAGGGAUGCAGAGGUUUUCUGUAGAAUGUUCGGUUUUAGUACAGGAGACGCCCACUACAACUCUUAUAAAGACCAAGGGACAGGCAAAGUGUGGGGGACCAUGUUCCACUGUAAGGGGGACGAGGAGAACCUGAAUGCCUGUCCCCACGAAGGCUGGAAAAUCACCGACUCCAUUUACUGCAGAACUCACAAGGAUGAUGCUGGAGUGCAGUGCUACACUAAUGUGAAACUCUCCAAUGGAAUACUUAAUCGCAACAGUCACAGUGGUGCAGUGAUGAUUUAUCAGAAUAAGACAUGGCUCAGGGUUUGCGACACUGGUUUCAACGAUAAGGCAGCACGCGUAGUGUGUAGGGAGAUGGGCUUCAAUGACGGCAGAGCCAUAUGUUGCUCAGCUUACGGAGCGGUCGGCGAGAAGUAUAUUCAGAUGAACAAUACACUGAGGUGUAACGGCAGAGAAAAGAAUGUGAAGGAGUGUUUACGUGAGGAGAGGUGUGAAUCAGCCAGCUAUGCCUCAGUUGUCUGCUUUGGUGUGGAAGAUAAAAUCAAUGAUGAUGAGUACACGUUUGCAGUGAAGCCUGGAGGCAACGAUAACAAAGGUCAGGUAGUGGUGACCCACUAUGGAGUGGAGGGCCGGAUCUGUAGCCGCGACUGGGACGACGCCGACGCGCACGUAAUGUGUCGGAGCAUGAACUACCAGAACGGGAUGGCAUACUACCACGACGAGCUGGCCACUAUCAGCAGUCUCCGUGGACCAUACUGGCUGAGUGGGUUCAACUGUACGGGAGACGAAGCCUCUCUCCUGGAAUGUCCCAACAACACCAGGCUAAACCUCGGCAACUGUUCGUCUUCCCACAUCGCUUCUGUCUUGUGCUUUAAUGACACUGGAGAGUCUGCUAUCAAAUACUACAUAAAUGGUGGUGGUCACUAUGGUAGAGUGGAGGUUUCUAUAGAGAAGCAGCGGGGGACUAUCUGUGAUGCCUCCUGGGACAAUAAGGACGCCUCCGUUCUGUGUAGAGAGAAGGGUUACAGUGAGGGUGUGGCUGUGCCUGGGGCAGCCUAUGGGCAGGGCUCAGGACCUAUCUGGCAGAGUCACAUUCAGUGUGUGGGGGAUGAAGCUGGACUGCGGUGGUGCCCUCACCGUGGGUUUGUGGAUCGCUACUCGGAUGCCAGCUGGCUGCUGCCCCUUAUCUGUGACUCCCACAGAGACGAUGCUUCAGUGUUCUGUUUUAAGAAUGUUAAAUUAAACGAAGGCCAUGAUUCACCAAUGGGAGGGGUGGAGGUCUACAACAAAGAGCAAAGGAAAUGGUACGGCAUCUGUGACACGGGCUUCAGUAACGCUGCAGCAACUGUAGUGUGUCGCAGCCUCGGUCUGGAUUACGUCGACGGAAGGGCCAUUAAUGGAUCAGCCUACGGAAAUAUAUCUGGAGAAGUUCUCUACACCAAUGUUAAGUGUAGUGGGAAAGAAAAGGAUUUUACGGAGUGUACUUAUGAUUUCAACAAGACUAGGUGUGAUAGUGGGAUGUACGCUUCUGUAAUGUGCAGCAAUAAAACUAUUGUGGAUACAGGUUUUGAGGUUCGCUUAGCACCAGACAGUUUAUCAAGUAAUUUACACGGAAUCGUGGAGAUAAGGGUUAAUGGCGUAUGGGGGCGUGUCUGCAUGAACAGCUGGGAUGACAGAGAUGCCAAUGUAACUUGUAAGAAACUAGGUUAUGCAGGGGGCGUGGCCUAUUUACAUAUUAUGAAGAACCGUAAACCAAUCAUGAUGAACCAGGUUCACUGCAAUGGUAACGAGAACAAUUUGAUAGACUGUGUUCACAGUCUGAAGCCGGACCUUAAGAAUUGUGCAUUCCAUUCUAAUGAUGCUGGAAUUUUGUGUUACCAGUCCAAAGGAAUCCAGUACAGCUUGGUGGGGGGGAAGGACAAAUCCACGGGGCGAGUGGAACUGAGCUAUGACGGUGUAGUGGGAACUGUGUGUGCCUGGUCCUGGAAGACCGCCGAUGCUAAAGUACUGUGUAGACAACUGAAUUAUGUGGAUGGAAUAGUCAGUUAUGACCACAACUCUAAACUGGUGCCCACCAAACGAUGGGUGACAGGCUAUUUCUGUCAGGGAGAAGAAAAGACUUUGAUGACGUGUCUGAACACUGGCUUCAACUCCACAUUCUUGGAUGAUCUGUGUCUCUACAAUGAGCCAGGGGCAUAUGCAUCAUGUUACAAUGAUAUGAUAGAACCCAAGAAGAUUCGUUUGGUAGAUGGUCCAAACAAUUAUACAGGUCGUCUGGAGGUGUACAUCCAGGGUCCAAACCAGUGGGGGACAAUUUGUGAUGACUUCUGGGACGAGACGGCUGCUAGGGUUGUUUGUCGCCAGCUAGGGCUCACAGGAGGCAAGCCAGUCAAAGAGGCUUUCUUUGGCACAGGAAAUGGCCCCAUUUGGUUUGAUAAUGUGAAAUGUUUUGGUAACGAGAGCCAGAUAUGGGAGUGUGGUAACAGAGGCAUAGGAACUCAUAACUGUAAUCAUACAGAGGAUGUUGGUGUAAAGUGUGACGGUCCAAUUAUACCAACAACAACAACAUCCACCACAACUCAAAGCACAACAACAACAACAACGACAGCAACAACACCUGUUCCCAUGACAACAAAGAGUUCAACAACAACAACGACAUUAAGACCAACAACAAAAGCAAGGACAACUACUUCAACGACAACAACUACUACAACUACCACAACCACUACACCCAAGCCAACAACUAAGACAACUAGAACAACACAAAGACCAACAACAUCUGCUCCUGUAACAACAUCUAAGACAACCACUGAACAACCGAUCAUAAAUGCCACAGUGGUGGCUCCUAAACAGCAGCAGGAGAGUUCCACAUCACUGGGUGUGAUCAUUGCUGUGCCAGUUGUGAUUUUCUUCUUGAUACUGGCAGUCAUUAUUCUUGUGUUUGUGUUCAAAGUUCGCAAAGUCCACAAAAGAGACAACAUUCCUCAUGAACGUUUUCAUGAUGAAAUCAUCGAACAUAACUCUGAUGGCAGCAUUGCUGUCAGUAAUCAGUUGUAUGACAUGACAAUGCAGCCAACAGGCGCAGCCAAUGGCAGCGCUGGCGACAAUCUACAGCUUGCCAAAAAUGGCAGCGCCUACUAUUCCAAGCCAUUGAAGAAUGGCAAAAGUGACACUAAAAACUCCUUUGCCAAUCCUCUGUAUGGGCAACAGAACGCUGGUUCUGUGAUUGACAGUGAAGCUUUAGCAGACCAGGAUGGGGUUCGGUUGCCCAUCGAUGAAUCCGUGUCCAAAGCUUGAUUUUGAGCUUUAAAAGUAGACUUCAUUGCACUUGUAUUUUGUGAAUUGUCAGGAUCUGAAUGUAAUACAUAUCAUCAAUUAUUUUUAUAUUAUCUGUUUUUUGUAAAUCUUUCCUGCCAGCUUAUGGAUCAUGAUGGAAAGCAUUCAGUAUCAAAUGUUUUGGAAUAAUAUAGCAUUGUACAACAAUCAAAGCCCACGUAGAUAAAAUGUUAGGGGCAAAUGGUCUGGAAAAAGAUGCUGUAAACUAACUUUAAAUUUUUAUGUGAGAGAAAUUGUUGAUGAAUGCUAAUACCUUAAUUAUCAUAAUAAAAAGCAAAGUCAGGAACGAAAAUUUGAUAAAUAGUUUCUAAUUUCUCCCAGUCUAGGUGUGUCUCAGAGUGUUUAAAUUAUGAAAAUGGUCAUAAUUGAGAACCCAACGAAUUUCAAUCAAAAAAUUAUACUUGGAUGAUAUUUAUGACGAUAGGAUUCCAAUGUAAUUGUGAUUAGUCUAAACUCAGUGUUUAGAACCCAAGUCAAAUGAGCGAUAAGAGUACUUUGCAAUAAGUCUGAAAUUACCCAGUUAUCGAAAGUGCAAAACAGAUACACUAAGAAUAUCAAUGUAGCUGUAAUUCCGUGUACCCAAUAUUUGAUGUGUUGAUUGAGUGUUGAAAGAGCUGUGCUAUGUUCACUGUUAUUUAUCCUUUGUCGAUGUCUUUAUUAAUGUUGGGAGUGUUUUGUUAGGUGACUGUUUAAUGUUCUAGUCAUGCAGAGAACCCACGGGAGGCAAACUUAACAGCCUCUCAAAUAUUCCACUAUCGAUCACAAUACUUUUUAGCAUUUUUUAUAAUUACCUAUAAUUGUGGUUUUUAGUCAUUUUGUUAAGGGAAUCACUGGAGAUAUGAAUCAUUAUAAUUACGUGUAUUUUCAAAAGAAUUGGUCAUUGGAAAGUAUUUUGAUUUUAAUUAUUUUGGAAAGGGACUGUCCAAUAAACACGAAUCUCCAAUUUAACGCAUCAUGAUAGGUAUUUACAAUUUUAAUUAGCAAAUUAAUUCUGCAGUACUAGUUAUACUUUUUAUAGAGUGACGUGUUUUAAGGUAGAGUGUUUUCAAUUGUCUUGUAAUGGUUUUGUAUGAGAACAUGACUGGAGUAUGUUGAAAUGAAUUUAAAUAAAACAUUAUUUAUCGUAA